AUGGGUGUGCUCAGUAUAGCACUGUGCCUUACGUCCAUAAUGUGGAUGGUGGAGGCUCGAAUUCCCGGAGUUUACACCGGCGGCGCGUGGCAAAGUGCUCACGCCACCUUCUACGGAGGAUCGGAUGCUUCCGGCACCAUGGGGGGAGCUUGUGGGUAUGGAAACCUGUACAGCCAAGGGUACGGAGUGAACACGGCGGCGUUGAGCACAGCACUGUUCAAUAAUGGCUUCAGCUGCGGCGCGUGCUUUGAGAUAAAAUGCGCAAACGACAAACAGUGGUGUCACUCCGGAAGCCCUUCCAUCUUCAUCACAGCCACUAACUUCUGUCCUCCGAACUACGCUCUUCCGAACGACAAUGGCGGGUGGUGCAACCCCCCUCGCCCUCACUUCGACCUCGCCAUGCCCAUGUUCCUCAAAAUCGCCGAAUACCGCGCCGGCAUCGUACCUGUCGCCUACCGCAGGGUACCAUGUAGAAAGCAAGGAGGGAUAAGGUUCACGAUCAACGGUUUCCGUUACUUCAACUUGGUGCUGAUCAGCAACGUGGCGGGUGCAGGGGAUCUGGUGCACACCUACGUGAAGGGGUCGCGAACUGGGUGGAUGCCGAUGAGCCGGAACUGGGGUCAAAACUGGCAGUCAAACGCGGUUUUGGUGGGACAAGCUUUGUCCUUCAGAGUCACCGCCAGUGACCGUCGCUCCUCCACCUCUUGGAACAUUGCUCCACCCAGUUGGCAAUUUGGUCAAACUUUCACCGGAAAAAACUUUCGUAUCUGA
This is a messenger RNA of Sphenostylis stenocarpa, 771 nucleotides long. Lineage: Eukaryota; Viridiplantae; Streptophyta; Magnoliopsida; Fabales; Fabaceae. The record is from the annotation of a GenBank genome assembly.